Molecule: messenger RNA, 1505 nt
Organism: Nicotiana tabacum (common tobacco)
Lineage: Eukaryota; Viridiplantae; Streptophyta; Magnoliopsida; Solanales; Solanaceae
Source: RefSeq, a predicted model, not a curated record
CCUCCCAUGGCAGGGUCUAAAAGCUGCCACAAAGAAGCAAAAGUAUGACAAAAUAUGUCAAAAGAAGUUAUCAACUCCUAUUGAGGUUUUAUGCAAGUCUCAUCCUGUUGAGUUUGCUUCGUAUUUCCAUUACUGUCAUUCGUUGACAUUUGAUCAGCGGCCUGAUUAUGGAUUUUUAAAGCGCCUAUUCCGUGAGCUUUUUACCCGUCAAGGAUAUGAAUUUGAUUACAUAUUUGAUUGGACCAUCCUAAAGUACCAACAGGCACAAACAAGUAAACCACAGCACCGGCAAGUUGUCGGUGAGAGCAGCCGGGCAAUUCCAAUGGAUGUUGAAAAGCGUCAAGUUUCUACAGGCAACAAUGGACCUUAUGUUACUGAGGUGACUGAUCGCAUAAGACCGAACAAUCCUUCCAGUCCUGGAAUUCGUAUGCAAUUUAAGUCACCAACUAACAGGAAUUUAACUUCUGCCAAUCUUGAGAGAAAUGUACUAAGUAGUGCACACAUGCCAUCUACUUCAUUAGCUCCUGUUUUACCUAGAGCAAACGCCACAAAACCUGCAUUGCCUGCUGAAACAACUCAUGAUGGUGAUAAUGGCAGCAGCUGGAUUUCCUCCUUGCGACGUAUUUCUUCUGCAAAGUGAUAAAUAGGAUUAAGAUGAAGGUGAGGCUAAUGUGCCGUCCAAUUAGGCAGCUCAUCCUUAUUCUGUGAUUAUAAGCUUGUAUGGAUGAUUCGGGUGGCUGAUCAUGGUCUGCUCCCUGAUUUUCGCAAUUUCACAAGCUGAAGAGGGUGUGGACUGAGCUGGACAUGAAAGCAGAUGGCAGCAGCUGUUUGUCUUUCUUUGGGAGCUCGGGAUUUCCAUUUGAAGAUGAUAUGCUAUGAGAUGUGGUUUCAAUCGGAGUCCUGGCUUCCUUGGAUUUGAUCAAGUUCAGAAGAGCUGGAAGUAGUGAUUGCAUAAUUUCGUUGGUUUUGCGAUUGAUCAAGUAUGUAAUGGACAAGUAUCCACCGGUACCAUUUCAUUAAACAAGUCGAAUGGUUCCUUCGACGGGAUGAUAGCUCUGGGUACCUUGCUGCCGGAGCUUUUAUUCCUUCUCUCGAAUGUCUUGCGAAAGCCAGACUUGCUAGGCUCGAGAGGAAGUUACAUUGACAAACUGUACUGUAUGCCUUCUCAAGUGUGAUCCGGUAAUAUCUGCUAUAACCAAGCAGCUUAUUAAAACUGCUGCAGAAGAAAAACUAUGGUCCUUUUAAUUGGCUUGAGCUGAAUAUCAGGUCCUCCUUGAUUUGUCAGGACCUGAACUCGGAGCUUCAACAUCCAAAUUUUGUGCUGAUUUCAUUUUCAGCAAGGUUGUGGUACCCCUGCUGUGCUCCAACAUAGUGCUGGAGAAAUAAUUGAUUACACGUUUUAAGUGCCAGGAUAAAUAAAAAUCAGUAACCGGCUGUCGAGUGGUGAAAUCUUCGUCUCUUUAUUUGCAUAAAGUGAGUAGUUGUGGCUUGUCCCUGCCCGCUCA